Aspergillus campestris IBT 28561 is the source of this 1368-nucleotide messenger RNA. Its product is annotated as phosphoesterase superfamily protein. Lineage: Eukaryota; Fungi; Ascomycota; Eurotiomycetes; Eurotiales; Aspergillaceae. The transcript has 2 exons. Gene Ontology annotation, biological process: phospholipid catabolic process. Bases 1 to 1368 code for a protein of 455 amino acids. The record is from RefSeq and is a predicted model, not a curated record. Gene Ontology annotation, molecular function: hydrolase activity, acting on ester bonds.
AUGCAUGCUCGCUAUCUCUUGGGUUGUCUCGCCGCUGCGGUGGCCGCACCAGCUGUGACGGCUGCCCCUGCGUCGGCCCACAAAGCUGGAUCUUCCGAGUCGAUCGCAAACAUGAAAGACAAGAUCAAGAAUGUCGUUCUGCUGGUUAUGGAAAACCGAUCCGUUGACAACGUGUUGGGCGGACAGACAAUCAAGGGCCUGGAGAACCCCAUCAACAACGGCCCUUUCUGCAACCCCGUCAAUACCGCCGAUAAGUCUGACGGGGAGGCCUGCAGUGAGGCAAGCUCGUACGAUUCGGUCCUGAAUGACCCCGAUCACUCCAUCACCGGCAACAACAUCCAGUUCUACGGCGACUUUACCCCGGAUAACAAGGCAAUUGCCGACGGGACGCUAACCCCCACGCAGAAGGGAUUCCUGCAGGAGCAGCUUCGCUCGUAUCCUUCCGAGAAUGAGACCCACCUGGCGAAGCAGGUUAUGAAUUACUAUACCGAGGCGCAGGUUCCUGUCCUCACGUCCAUGACGCAGAACUUCGUGGUGUUCAAUCACUGGCACUCGGAUAUCCCAGGGCCGACCAACCCCAACCGAGUCUCCCUGCUCUCAGGCACCUCAGCCGGACACGGCAAAAACGAUGCGUCAAUGAGUACAAUCAUACACGGUAUCAAACACCGCUCGAUCUUCCAGCAGCUGUCCGAGUCAGACCGCACCUGGGCCAACUACUACACCUGGGCCGUUCUCGCCGACGCACAAUUCUUCGACUGGACCUGGUCAAGCUUCAACGCACUCAAAGCCAAACCAUUCUCCAAAUUCUACAAGGCCGCCGAAAAGGGCGAACUCCCAGACUUCACCUACCUCAACCCCUCCUGCUGCGGCAAAGGCACCAACUCCAUGCACCCGACAGGUCUAAUCUCCGACGGCGAGACGCUUCUCAAAGACGUCUAUGACGCCCUCCGCGCUAGCCCGCAAUGGAACUCAACCCUCUUCAUCGUCACCUUCGACGAAACAGGCGGCUUCCACGACCACGUCCCGCCCCCGCUGGCCGUCCGCCCCGACGACGAAACCUACACCGAGAAAGCCGCCGACGGCUCCGAGUACACCUUCGAGUUCAAUCGGCUGGGCGGCCGCGUCCCUACCUUCCUCAUCUCGCCGUGGGUUGGGGAAGGCUUCGUCGAGCAGAAGGGCAAGACUAGCGCCGGCGACUCUGCUUCUUACUCUGCUUCGUCCAUUCUGCGCACCCUCGGAUACCUAUGGGACUUUGAGCCGUUCACUCCCCGCGUGGAACACGCCCCGUCCUUUGACCAUUUGAUUCGUGGGUCGAUGCGCGAUACGCCGAGUGCUAUGCCUGGUGUGGUUCCGUUUGGGGGGCAUUGA